UGGGAGAAACAAAGAAAAAGAGUAAUUUGCAGAUGAAGAUCAUGAGACACUCUCAAGCUGUCGUCAAUCUUGGUAUGACUGUAACAUGGGCGUUGAUACUAUGGAAAGGACUUAUGUGUUUUACUGGUACUGAAUCGCCUAUUGUUGUGGUUCUUUCUGAAAGCAUGGAGCCAGGAUUCAAAAGGGGUGACAUUUUAUUCCUUGUUGGUAUGAACAAGAAAGAAGAUUCUAUCUAUGUUGGACAAAUACUUGUAUUCAAAAUUGAUGGACGCCCUAUUCCAAUAGUUCAUCGAGUUAUAGAGGUUCAUGGAGAUGGUCAAGGUGUUGUUGAUGUGCUUACCAAAGGUGAUAAUAAUGAAGUAGAUGAUAGAUCUCUAUAUGCUCAUGGUCAAUUCUGGCUACAAAGACAUCAUAUCAUGGGAAGGGCUGUUGGGUAUUUGCCUUAUCUUGGUUGGGUCACUAUUAUAAUUACUGAAAACCCCCUAAUCAAGUAUCUUUUGAUAGGUGCCUUAGGACUUGUUCUCUUAAGUUCUCAAGAUCCUUAACUUCGCUUCCAAAUGUCUAAUCGAUGGAUUAAUAUUGUAAUUCGAAUAAAAU
This is a messenger RNA of Impatiens glandulifera, 597 nucleotides long. RefSeq names its product signal peptidase complex catalytic subunit SEC11C-like. The transcript is spliced from 8 exons. Gene Ontology annotation, molecular function: serine-type endopeptidase activity. The record is from RefSeq and is a predicted model, not a curated record. Gene Ontology annotation, cellular component: membrane; signal peptidase complex. Bases 33 to 545 code for a protein of 170 amino acids. NCBI's taxonomy places the organism in Eukaryota, Viridiplantae, Streptophyta, Magnoliopsida, Ericales, Balsaminaceae.